UCCAUAUCAAAGUGGACCCCGAAGUCUGAAGUGAAAUAAUGCUGCUCUAAGAAAAAUAAAAAAGGCUCCAAGGGAGAAGCCAAGGGGAAAAUGGUGUCUAUAAUAAAAAAUCAGUUACUUAAACAUCUGUCUAGGUUCACUAAAAACUUAUCAGCUGAUAAGAUCAAUUUGAGUACAUUUAAAGGAGAAGGUGAAUUGACAAAUUUGGAACUAGAUGAAACUGUGCUAACUGACUUAUUAGAAUUGCCAUCAUGGUUGAGACUGACAAGUGCAUGGUGUAACAAAGUUUCUUUUCGCAUUCAGUGGACAAAACUGAAAAAUGUUCCUAUAUUUUUGAGUUUGGAUGAGGUUCGAAUAGAAGUGGAAACAUGUGAAGAUUUGAGAGACAUAUCUAACCCACAAGGGUUAUCAUCAUACACAGGACCUACAAAAUAUUCAUAUAUUCAUAAAAUUAUUGAUGGUAUAACUGUUGCUGUAAACACUGUUUUGGUUACUUUUAAAAGUCCUGCAUUCAUAGCCAAAGUUCAGAUGAGUCGUAUUAUGGUAGAGUCAAAGUCACCAACAUGGCAGCGAUGUGAUUUAAGAACUACAAGAGUUAAAGACCCAGAUAGAGGGCAAUUGUUAAUAUUUAAGGAAUUAGAAUGGCAAACUGUAAGAAUAGAAGCCCAAAGUACUAAAGAUAAAGACCUUACACCUCUUCGCCUUCUUACAAAUCAAGCACGAUGUAGAGUUACUAUUAAGAAAAGAUUAUCUGACUGUUUUGUUAUGGGAUCUAGACUAGUUAUUAUUCUUGAUGAUCUUCUGUGGGUUUUAACUGACUCACAACUUAAAGCUGCUUUGCACUUUAUUGACUCUCUAGGAGGAUUGAUUGAGAAAGCAACUGUUUUAGAAAGAAAGACUAAGGCUGCUAGAAAAUUAGACGAAUUACCAGAAUAUCAAGCUCAAAUAUCUCAACAGACAAGAACGAAAAGUGCAAGUAACACUGCUAUUGCAAAAAUAUUCAACAGAUAUGACGUAAUUGAAACGUCUUAUCAUUUCCUUUCUCAAAGAAUAGACUUGCAUCUUUGUGAUGAUAUGGGAUCUGGAAGAUCACUACAUCCAGAACUGAAAGAUGGAGGUGCAUUACAGAUUUCGCUUGUAAAGUUUCAAAUUGACUACUACCCUUAUCAUUUGGCUUUGGCUGAUCGUAAACAUUGGGCUUUAUAUAAAGAAAGUGCUACGCCUCAUAGUCAGUGGCUGCAACAAUCGCUUAAUUCCUUUCGCGGCCAAUUUAUGGAUCUCAUCGAUUCUGGGCGAACUCAACAUUCUCCAUCUAUUAAAACUCAGGGUAAUAUGUCAGGUAAUGAUAAAGAUGGAGAAAAUAGAGAUAAAGCAUUAAACAAUCAAAAUCAAAAUUCAACUUCUCAAGAUCCAAAAAAAUCAGCGGUACAUCCAAGCGGCAAUCCGGUAAAAAAUUAUGUUUUAGAACAACUUGCUAAGUUGAUGACUACGUGCAUCGUUAUUAGAGUCGAUGACUUCACCUUGUAUAAAGUUACGACGUCAUCUAGGAAAGCUAUGCCAAAGGAAUUCAUAACAGCACAAGCAAGGAAGAAACACGGUCCAGGUGAUCGAGACAGAUUCUGUUUACCAGAGGAUGUAAAUAUAUUACACGCCGAGUUUACUUAUUAUUAUUACCCUGGUGACUUGAACUUCCCCUUGCCACCUCCAAAAUUCUAUGUACAGCUUAACCCUAUACAAAUAAAUUUUGAUGUGUGCUCUUGUCUCUGGUUCAAUUCAUUUUUGCUCAACUUGUAUUAUUCGCUAAUGAAUAAUAACGCAAAUAUGGCGAGUUCUUCUUCAAAAUUUAUGUAUUUUGAUGUAAAAAUAGAAGCAAUAUUACCAAGAUUGAUAUUUGAAAGUCAACAAGACUACAUCAAUCAAAAAGAUAGGCCAAAGUCGCUGCAUAUGCAAACUUCAAGAGCUACAAUAACAAACGUCCGUUCAAGUGAAGUAUCAUCUAGAGAUGAUUUGGCUCAAUGCCUUCACGCCUUUCAAAUGGGUCAAAUGUUUUAUGGUAGUGAAUUUCCCAAUAAAUCUGGAGACUUCAAUGCAGUCUCUGAGAAAUUCUUAGAACAUUGUGCUGGCACAGAUAACAUAAGAUCUGUUCCACCAAACUUCACAAGUAAUACCGUGAGCGAAAUGAUUCGUCAGUUGAAACGCGAACUCUUAUGGACUGAAGCCAAAGACGUAUGGUGCUGUAAUUUGGAACCAGUAUGGGGAGAUUUCCUUGGAGCUCGUGCAGUUGGGCAAAACCGACCAGUGCCGUUUCUUGAUGCCUUCCCGCUUACCGUUUGGUUGCACAUGGCUAAUCCUGGCACCAUUAUCAAACCCGGCACUGCGAAUAUACAUGGCCUUGCAUACAUUAGCAAUUUAAUUAGCGUGCAAAUCAAUCAUUAUCAGUAUUUAUUUUUGUUAAGACUUUCAGAAAUGAUAUCCGAACUUGUUACUUACUUGUCAAUAGACUCCAAUAAGAUAUUGAAAGUUGAAAGUGGAGGAUCUAUGGUUAUUGGAGCAUUAGCCCCGCAAGUUGAAGUCACUUUUAUAAUGCCAUCUCAAACUCCGGGAAAAGAAAAUUCUGGAGGAGAUCUCGAGUCAGUGGUUCCGGAUACGUCAAGUAUAAUCGAUGAUAUUGGUGGUUCGACUACUUUGUGGCAACACGCGGUAACCGCUCGCGUCGAUUAUAGCAAUAAGCGUAUGAAUACGAGCAAUGAUAUCGAAACACCACAAAGCGAAAUGUCCUCAAUGUUGUCAUUCGAUUUUGCUGGUGGCCAUGUCAACAACACAGCUACUAUUUCUCAAACCGUUGUUACAUUUAAGCAACAAAAUGGCUCAGAAAAAGAAGAAUUAAAGUCCGUUGGUGAGAUGAGUGCAGUAGAGCCAGGACCUUGGUUGAAAAACAUUCAGACAGAAAAAAUAAAGCUGGCCAAAGCCGAUUCAAUAUCGGGAAUAAUUCCAAAUAAUUUUAACGUCAACCUGUCCUCAAUGAAAAAAGGCUUCAGCAAUUUCAUGACGUCUUUAGAUUCAGCCUUGAAACCGUCUCCAGAAGAUGGCAGUGAUACGGUUUCAAUGCAGAGCGACGUGAGCUCAGAUAGUGAAAAUUACAUAGUCGUCUCCUUGGAGGAUCAAGAGAAAAUUGAUGCUGCUUUUAAUGUAGAUAACUCUAUUAGAAUAACUACCGUUGAAGAAGCAAGCGAAGUUGUUGAGGAAACACCGGAUACGCAGAGUGAAAAAUCUUUAGACAGUAUGUGCAAGAGAAAAGAUUUGGUUUCGAUGACAACUUUCAAACUGUCAAAAGUUGAAAUUGUACAGCAAUCUUCAGGUUUUUCUUCAGCAAUCAAGGUCCAAGUAUGCAAUUUUGCUAAUGACGAAUGUUCAUCUAUACCAUGGGAUGAAUUUCAGGCCAAGAGAAAGACGAAAUUCAGCUCUCGGUCGCGUGGUUGGGUUGAGUUGCCAUCGGAUUCAGACUGUCAUUCUCGCAUCAAGCUUCGCCUGGAUCACGAUUUGAAGAAUAAAGAUGACGCUAAGCGUAUCUGGGAAACGAGUCAACAGGCGAUGAGUGACUGCACUGGUAGCAGAUCUUCGCAUAAUCAAAGCAUCAUAAACUUCUAUGACAAGGAUGCCAUUCUUGGUUUGUUCGAGGACAAUAUCGAUGUCAAAGUUGCUGAUGUCUCGGUCACCAUGUCUAUAAGUUUUAUUACUGGCUUGGCGGACUUGAUUGAAGACGAAGUUAUUCCGAAACCAAUACCAACCAAGAUAUUACUAGAAAAUAUAACAGUACGACUAAAUGAAGAUCGCCCACCCAAUAAUAUAACGUCACCUGGACCAAUUCCGAUAGAUUUGGACAUCUCUAAAUUAAGGAUAACAAGAGAUACGUCUGGUGUGUUUCACAUCGAACCUGCCGUGAGCAACUCUCUGAGAAACAACAAAGAAUGGAACUCAAAUGCAACAGAAGGCAGCUACGGUCAUCUUUCAAAAUUAGGGGAUCAAGAAAUGGAGUUUAAUGCUUUGAAGGACAUAAAUCACAAGUUAAAAUCCGACAAUGACGAGCUUCGUCGUAGAUUAUCAAUGAUAGAGCGUUUGUCGACAGAAAAUUCGAAACUUCGCAAAGUUAAAGAAGAACUGCAAUCGAGUCUGAAUGACGCUCAAGAAGACAUAUCCGUACUGAUAAAGGAAAAAAGAAUAUUACAAGAAUCUGUGAUUGACUUGCAAAACCAACUACCAGGUGGUGCGUUAGGUGUUAGUAGUCGAGGUUUUGCGUGGCCGAAUAAAAGAUAGCAUACCAGUUGUUUUGACUGUUCCAAUUGCUGUAGUUCGAGCAAGUCGUAACAGAUCGUGUCUUAUCGUAGAGGUCUGUAUAUAAUAAAGACUAUGGUUAUUAAUUUUUCGCUGGUGAAUAAAGGAGAGAAUUAACAUGAAAGUGGAAAUGAAAAAGUCAUGAAAGAAUAAAUUUUUAUUACUUCUUAUUAAACAUGUAAUCUAGGCUUUUACGCUCUGUAUCAAUCUUUACACUAAAGCAUGCUAGUGACUGCCAACUGUCGUUACAGAUCAGUUUGAAGAUGGAAAAUUCAAAGAAAUUUUAAAAAUAAUAACUGUCCUGAAAUAUUUGAAUAUCCAGCCGAAUCCACUGAUUUUACGUUUUUUGUACAAAUCAAUGGAUUAUGUUGCAAUAGCGUACAAGCUUUCAAUCAACAAUUAUAUUGUGCAUAUUAAUAUUAAAAUUGAUUAUAAAAUAAGUUCAAGCGUACAUGAAAUCAAAUAUUAUUAUGACUGAGACUUCAUUGAUGUGAAAAUAUAUCGGUUGUACACAAUGUGGUGAAUCCAUUAUAGGAAAAUAUCAAAAGCUCAAUAUUGUCGCAAAUUACAUAGAAAUUUAAGCCAUGCGUCGCAAUAAAAAAAAUAAUUUUCAAUAUGAAUUUUAAUUAACAUUUUUAUCACGGAUAAAUUAAUUUAGUAAUUUCAAAAAUUUUACAUAAAGAUUUGUUAGUGCGAGAACUGAGCUAUUCAACAUUUUAGCCUAUAUAAAUAACAUAAAUUUAGGAUUCUUGCAGAAUGGUUUGUUAAUGUAUAUUAUCAACUGAUAUUGGAACAUUUAGAAAUUAUUGAUAUUUUUUGAAAGCAACUAAAAGAAAAUAUUUAGUUUGAAUGUGUACAUAUGUAUAUUUGAGUAUGCUGAAAUCUUACUAGUAUGAUUUUCAGGCACUGACGGGACAUAAUUUUUAUUUCUGCAUAUUGUACAAGUUAUGCUCAUUAAUUCCAAUGCUUUUAAAUAUCUUUAAUUUUCAAAAGUCGACGAUAAAUACAUUAAAAUUAUAGUAGUGCAAUAAAAUUAUAAUUUAUGACUAUAAUUUCAAGUACUACUUGUUCACAAAUUACUAUUAAGUGAGUCACAUAAAAUUUAAAAUGGUUCUACAAAACUGUUUUUUUAUUUAGUAGUGCUAUUUCAAUCUCCAAUAGCAUAUUUAUUUUGUAGAAGCAGAUUGAACAAAAGACUGCAUAUUACGUUUGCGAAUUUUUUACAGUUAUUUAACGAAAGUCUUCUUCUCUUUCAUCUGCGAAACAAUUGUACAUGAAAGAAAUUCUAUAUAUUUACGUCGACAGAUUGCCGGCCAAUCUAUUAUUUAAAUAAUGCAAGGAUAUUUUUGUAGCGCCUAAAACCUAGCUGAAAGAUAAGUUUAAAUGAUAUAAUAUACAAAAAUAAAAUUUAGAAAACGUGAUAGCUGUCUGUUUUGUGUAUACAACCAAAACGUCUGAAACUCGACAUAUUGAUAUUUUCUUAAAAAGCUCUUCUAAAUUGUUGAAUAGUUGAUUGCUUUCAACUUGAAUCAUUGUUCUAUGUUAUGUUUAUGUAAAUUAGUUAUUCAAUAGUUUCAAAUAUAUCUUUACAAAAUGAUAUACUUGUUAUCAAAUAUUAAGACUGUUUUAUUUCUGAAAAAAUUGUUGUGAUUAUACUUUUGAAAGUUAGAUGAAGUAAUAUGAAAUAUUGUACAAAAUGAUUUUUUUUCGAUAUCGAGUUGAAUUUUAAUACCACAAACGCUAAGUCUCUAUCAGUGUGAAAAUUGAAGAAAAAUAUUUUUCAUAAACCACAAAAGGUUUAAAGUGAUAAUAAGGUAAAAAGAGAUGGCUUUUAUUGUAAUAAUUAGGUAACAUAAAAUUCUUAAAGAAGAUACAUUUCGUAAAAUAAAAUCGUUUAAAUCGUUAAACGAAGCACUUUGUUAAUUCUUUAUCUGCACCACUUAUAUGUGAUUCAUGUGACAUGCCAUGGAAUAUAUAUAUAGUUCUCCCAACAUAAGUACCCACUUCUCGAGAAUGACGGCAACUAUAAUUUACGAAAUGAAUCUACUUAAAAAACGUUGACUAUAAUAUAAGAGAUCAAUAUUUAAAAUUGAACUAAAUCAAAAUCGUUGUAUUCACUUGAAUGUUAAAAAAAUUUUUUCAUGAGUAUUGGAAUUGCUUGUUAUGAAUGUUUAAGGUGAUUUUAAAUUUAUUUUAUUAACAUGUGCUAUUUUGUUUAGUCUCUCUUUUUUUCAUUGUUUAGUCUCUUGAUGACUUAUCCUAUUUAUUACUUUUUGAGUAUUUAUUAUUCAAGAUUCUGUUAAAUAUUUGUGCUUCCUUUGUAAGUUUCUAUUAAUAAUAAAUUUGUUCAUUUAAAUUUACGUAUACGCCGUGUCAAGCAAUGUAUUUUUAUUGAACAAUCAGCCACGUAAAUAUGUAAGUGUGAUAUUUUUUAUUCGUGUACAUACAAACAUUUUUGUGGGCAAAAAAUGAGAGCUUUAUAAUGUUAACCAAUCUGAAAAUGUUUGCUUUGAAACACCUAAACUACGUGUUGUAACUAUAUAAAUUCAAAUAUUUUA
Molecule: messenger RNA, 6890 nt
Organism: Phymastichus coffea
Lineage: Eukaryota; Metazoa; Arthropoda; Insecta; Hymenoptera; Eulophidae
Product: bridge-like lipid transfer protein family member 3B
Exons: 19
Coding region: 91-4314 (1407 amino acids)
Source: RefSeq, a predicted model, not a curated record